Messenger RNA from Exophiala aquamarina CBS 119918, 990 nucleotides. RefSeq lists its product as uncharacterized. The record is from RefSeq and is a predicted model, not a curated record. The transcript has a single exon. NCBI's taxonomy places the organism in Eukaryota, Fungi, Ascomycota, Eurotiomycetes, Chaetothyriales, Herpotrichiellaceae. The coding region runs from base 1 to 990 and encodes 329 amino acids.
AUGCCAAUUAUCACGGAGCGUUUGGACGCAUAUCCUCUGGAUGAGACAGUUCUGGAAAUCGAGCGCGAUGAGGAAUUACUUUUGACAACACCAGUGGUGAAAUUCGUUAAGCUACUCAAUCAUGCACCUCUCGAAGUGAUUCACUUCCCGACGGAGUAUAUUUCUCAACCAUUUUCCCCACCGAGGGGAGUGUAUGAGAGCCAUCAUCUCCGAGUAGAAUGGCAACAAAUGAAAGGACGACAGCCAUUCUAUCAUCGCAACGCAGAUGCUGAUGAAUUAUCAUUUCAAGUCUUCGGACCUCGAACUCUGAUGACAGAGUAUGGAAUAGUCGAACACCGACCUGGAGACUUCUCGCGGAUACCAGUCGGCGUUGCUCACGACAAUUUUGGACAGGAGGAAAUCCAUCUCCUCUUUUACAUCCCUGCCCCGGUACAUGAAAAUGUACCCGCCAGAUCUACUGGGGAACUUCGAAUUCCACCUUUUGAAGGCUGGGAGUCACAGGCGAUGCCAGAAGUAACUACAAAUUGCAUCGGUGGUCCUGAGUGCGAUAUUGCAGCAGGGCUGGUAGACGAGAAGCUUCUGCUGCAGCAUGUAGAAAAGGUAGAUAAGUCAAGACGGAUUCAGGUCCUUCAACCCAAACGAACUGAAGGGGAAAUGGAGUGGAUGUACACAUCGAAAAAUGUCUGGAUUGGUUACAUGAAGCAAAGCAGGAAUUCGUAUUCGGGGAUCGUUUAUACGCGGCAUCGACUGGCAGAGGAGAUUCAAUGCCAGAUCAAGGGCAAGCGGACGAUCAUCAGCCAACGUGGUAUCGCGAACUUGGAGCCGGGUGACUUUGUCAACAUCCCCUACGGGGUGGCUUUUACGGAUGUUGUACAUGAGGACAGUGAGCAUAUUUCAGUGUUGACGCAUAACCCCACACCCCCCAAGGCUCCGAUCGCGAGACAGGCUCAUCCAACCUCAUGGAGCGCCGUUCAAGCGCUCCGAAACUAG